AUGAGCAUCUGGGAGGUGAUCCUGGCUUUUGUGAUGGUGGUGCUGAUGCUUGUGGCCCUGCUGGCCAACGUGCUGGUGCUGAUGUGCUUCUUGUACAGCGCCGACAUCCGCAAGCAGGUCCCAGGAUUGUUCAUCCUCAACCUCACCUUCUGCAACCUGUUGAUGACCGUCUCCAGCAUGCCCCUGACCUUGGCUGGGAUCAUUUACAAGAGGCAACCGGGAGGAGAUCAGAUCUGCCACGCUGUGGGCUUCCUGGAGACUUUCCUCACCACGAACUCCAUGUUGAGCAUGGCAGCGUUGAGCAUUGACAGGUGGAUUGCCGUGGUCUUCCCUCUAAGUUACCACUCCAAAAUGAGGUACAGAGAUGCUGCUCUCAUCCUGAGCUACACGUGGUUACACUCUGUGUCAUUCCCCAUAGUGGCAGCGUCUCUCUCCUGGGUGGGUUUCCAUCACCUCUAUGCCUCCUGCACCCUGUACAACAAGAGACCAGAGGAUAGGACACAGUUUGUGAUUUUCACUGGGGUCUUUCACACCCUCAGCUUCCUCCUCUCCCUUAUAGUCCUGUGUUUCACUUAUCUCAAAGUGCUGAAGGUGGCACGGUUCCACUGUAAGCGGAUUGACGUGAUCACUAUGCAGACCCUGGUACUGCUUGUGGACAUCCAUCCCAGUGUAAGAGAGCGUUGUCUAGAAGAGCAGAAGAGACGGAGGCAACGAGCAACAAAGAAAAUAAGUACCUUCAUUGGUACCUUUAUACUUUGUUUUGCACCUUAUGUUAUCACAAGACUUGUUGAAUUAUCCUCUUCGAUCCCCAUCAGCUCCCACUGGGGAAUUAUCUCCAAGUGCUUAGCUUACAGCAAAGUAGUUUCAGACCCUUUUGUUUACUCUUUGCUACGGAAUCAGUACAAGAAGACAUGGAAGGACAUCAUAAACAAGAUCCUCAAAAGGAGCUCCAUCAACUCGUCUGCCCUCACGAGCGAGUCGCACAAUCGAAAUAUAUUGCAGCUGAAUGAAUGA
This is a messenger RNA of Lagopus leucura (white-tailed ptarmigan), 1014 nucleotides long. RefSeq names its product G protein-coupled receptor 26 (gene GPR26). NCBI's taxonomy places the organism in Eukaryota, Metazoa, Chordata, Aves, Galliformes, Phasianidae. Gene Ontology annotation, biological process: adenylate cyclase-activating G protein-coupled receptor signaling pathway. The record is from RefSeq and is a predicted model, not a curated record. The transcript is spliced from 3 exons. Bases 1 to 1014 code for a protein of 337 amino acids. Gene Ontology annotation, cellular component: membrane. Gene Ontology annotation, molecular function: G protein-coupled receptor activity.